This is a messenger RNA of Pelobates fuscus (common spadefoot toad), 1991 nucleotides long. RefSeq names its product mitogen-activated protein kinase 12 (gene MAPK12). Gene Ontology annotation, molecular function: ATP binding; MAP kinase activity. The record is from RefSeq and is a predicted model, not a curated record. NCBI's taxonomy places the organism in Eukaryota, Metazoa, Chordata, Amphibia, Anura, Pelobatidae. The coding region runs from base 309 to 1397 and encodes 362 amino acids. Gene Ontology annotation, biological process: protein phosphorylation; MAPK cascade. The transcript is spliced from 12 exons. Gene Ontology annotation, cellular component: cytoplasm; nucleus.
GCUCAGUACAAAGUGUCUCAAGGGAAGUGGAGAGGAGGAGAGUCAGGGCAGAGAGGAGGAUCUGAAGGAAGUGUUAGGAGACUGCAGCAGGAGCACAAUGAGCCAGGGCUGUGUGUGAGUCUAUGGAGAGCAGCUGGCAUUGAAUUGGCUGAGGGUAGUGGGGCUGGCAGUCCUGUAAGUGGAUGGUGGGUGAGAGGCUCUCCCUGCAUACCCUCUCUGGCUGCUGCCUCUGACCUGGCAGGUGACCUGGGGACAGGCAGCCUUUGUCUGAGCCACACUCACUACCUCUGCCUCUGGGAGCUGCAGCCAUGUCUUCACUACAACCCAAGAAAGGCUACUACAAGCAGGAGGUCAACAAGACCAUGUGGGAGGUGAAGGAGAGGUACAGAGAGCUGGUGGCUGUGGGGUCUGGAGCCUAUGGCACUGUUUGCUCUUCCAUGGACAGCAGGAGCGGAACUAAAGUAGCCAUUAAGAAACUGUACCGUCCUUUCCAGUCUGAACUCUUUGCGAAACGCGCUUACAGAGAGCUGCGGCUGCUCAAACACAUGCAACAUGAAAACGUAAUCGGAUUGUUAGAUGUGUUUACACCAGACUGCACGCUAGAGAAAUUCAACGACUUUUAUCUGGUCAUGCCAUUCAUGGGGACGGACUUGGGAAAAAUUAUGAAACAUGAAAAGUUGUCUGAAGACCGAAUCCAGUUUCUGGUGUACCAAAUCUUGAAAGGGUUGAAGUAUAUCCAUUCCGCUGGAAUCAUCCACCGGGACUUGAAGCCUGGAAAUCUUGCAGUAAAUGAAGAUUGUGAAUUAAAGAUUCUGGAUUUCGGCCUGGCAAGGCACGCAGACAGUGAAAUGACCGGCUACGUAGUAACCAGAUGGUACAGGGCCCCAGAGGUCAUAUUGAAUUGGAUGCACUAUACACAGACGGUUGAUAUCUGGUCUGUUGGCUGUAUCAUGGCUGAGAUGUACACUGGACGACCGCUUUUUAAAGGAAAUGAUCAUCUGGACCAGCUUACAGAAAUUAUGAAAAUCACAGGAACACCUACUCAAGAUUUCGUUCAGAAGCUGCAAAGCCCUGAAGCAAAAAGCUACAUAAAGAGUCUCCCGAAGGUACAGAAGAAAGACUUCGGAGCAUUGCUGAGAUAUGCAAACCCUCUGGCGGUAAACAUUCUGGAGAAGAUGCUGGUACUGGAUGCAGAAAAGAGGAUCACUGCUACAGAAGCACUUUGUCAUCCUUACUUUGAACAGUUCCACGAUGAGGAUGAUGAGACCGAAACAGAUCCGUAUGAUGAUUCCUUUGACAAUUUGGAUCUUCCCCUCGAGGAAUGGAAGCGUCUCACCUAUAAGGAGUUAUGCAGCUUUAAAUCGCCAGUUACUGAAUCUAAAGAAACCUCCGUAUAACGCCUCCCAGUACUGUCCAACACACAGAAAAUGAACAAUGGGAACUGGACUUUAAACCGGAUAAAAUCUAUACCAUCCACGUCUUAAGAAUCAUUUGUGUCUUUCGUUUUCAUUGAAUGGGGAUCUUAGUGCCUUUUUUUUUUUUUUUUGCGUUUCGUCUCGCUUUUAUGUGACCUUAGUGCUGCGGCAGAGUGUGUGCGCAAGGUGAAAACUUACCAUGUAUCCUACUCAUAUUAUACUCUGACUCGAGAGUACAAGCCGAACAAUCAUGCCACUAUAUCACCAGAAGCCCAAACCCCUUUGUGAUCAUCGUUGGCAAACUUCCUUGUUAUCGUGGUAAUCCUUGUAUCCAUGUUGAUCCUGAAGGGAUUAAAUUGAUCUGAGAAGGUUUUCCAGGGUAAUAACUGGUGCAAAGUUUGUUAUAUGUUGGUUUAGUAAGAUUAUGCCAAUCAUAGACUGGUCUGGACAGCCCUGCUCCAUAUUCAGGAAAAUCUAACCAUCUUCAUACAACAAAACCUAUGUCUACAUCCAGAUUACUGCGUGCACUGUUGCGUUACGUUAAAUAUUAAAAAGUGGUUAUAUUUGGCUUAUUGA